Nematolebias whitei (Rio pearlfish) is the source of this 1280-nucleotide messenger RNA. RefSeq names its product disks large homolog 4. Gene Ontology annotation, cellular component: neuromuscular junction; postsynaptic density membrane; neuron projection. Gene Ontology annotation, biological process: chemical synaptic transmission; postsynaptic neurotransmitter receptor diffusion trapping; AMPA glutamate receptor clustering. The record is from RefSeq and is a predicted model, not a curated record. Gene Ontology annotation, molecular function: kinase binding. Lineage: Eukaryota; Metazoa; Chordata; Actinopteri; Cyprinodontiformes; Rivulidae.
AUGAACGGAUCUGAGGGGGAGCUGGAGUACGAGGAGAUCACUCUGGAGAGGGGGAACUCUGGCCUGGGCUUCAGCAUCGCAGGAGGAACUGAUAACCCUCACAUCGGAGACGACCCGUCCAUCUUCAUCACUAAGAUUAUCCCAGGAGGAGCCGCUGCUCAGGACGGACGCCUCCGGGUGAAUGACAGCAUCGUGUUCGUUAACGAUGUGGACGUCCGGGAGGUGACGCACUCCUUCGCUGUGGAGGCCCUGAAGGAGGCGGGGCCUGUGGUCCGGCUGUACGUCCUGAGGAGACGCCCCCCCAGUGAACGAAUCACCCAGAUCAAACUGCUGAAAGGACCCAAAGGUUUGGGCUUCAGCAUAGCUGGUGGUGUGGGGAACCAACACGUUCCUGGAGACAACAGCAUCUACGUCACCAAGAUCAUCGAAGGUGGAGCGGCCCAUCGUGAUGGACGGCUGCAGAUUGGGGACAAGAUCCUGGCGGUGAACCACAUGUCCCUGGAGGACAUCCUGCAUGAAGACGCUGUGCUGGCCCUGAAGAACACCGGAGAAGUGGUCUACCUAAAGGUGGCCACGCCCACUUCGCACUACAUCCACCAAGUAGAUCGAUACAGCCCUCCAGACCUGACCAGCUCCUACAUGGAGCCGGACUACAUGUGUGAUUACCCACAAGCCCUCCCUCCUCCGUCACCUCGCCGCUACUCCCCCAUCCCCCGCUGCAUGAUGGGAGACGACGAGUACUCCCGGGAACCCCGCAGAGUCUGCAUCCAGAGGGGGUCCACGGGUCUGGGCUUCAACAUCGUCGGAGGAGAGGACGGAGAGGGGAUCUUCAUCUCCUUCAUCCUCGCAGGAGGUCCAGCAGACCUGAGUGGGGAGCUCCGCAAAGGAGACCAGAUCCUCAGUGUGAACGGUGUGGACCUCAGGUACGCGACACAUGAGCAGGCUGCAGCAGCUCUGAAGAACGCCGGUCAGAACGUCACCAUCGUGGCUCAGUACAGACCGGAGGAGUACAGCCGGUUUGAAGCAAAGAUCCACGACCUGAGGGAGCAGAUGAUGAACAGCUCAUCCGGCAGUCUGCGAACCAACCGUACCUUCUACGUGAGAGCCCUGUUUGACUACGAUAAGCAGUGGGACUGCGGAGUCCUGUCUCAGGCUCUGGACUUCAACUUUGGGGAGGUCCUUCAUGUGAUUGACAGCGCUGACGACGAAUGGUGGCAGGCCAGACGGCUGAACCAGCAGGGGGAGCUGGAGGAGCUGGGAUACAUCCCGUCCAAACACAG